CGCACCUUCACUCUCCCACUUCGCGAACAAACACGCCAACAACCCGCCCCCGACGUCACAUCCAAUCCUCGCCGGCUUGCAACACGCUUUUCAUCUCACCGUCGCAGCCCUGGAGACGAUGCAGGCGGCGCCCGGCAAGAAGAAGCCCUAUCGCCCGCCGCGGCCCGACGCCAACACCUUCAGCACGCAGCACGAAUUCCUGGAGAGCCUGACGCCCGUGCCGGCCGACUCGGUCGGCGAGAAGGACCGCAAGUGCGCGCACUGCUGGAAGCGCUUUGGAGAGGCCGAUCCCGGCCUGGAUAACGCCGAGGAGCCCGUCCGCUUCCGAUGUGGCCACGUCUUCGGGGAAAGGUGCAUGAAAGAGCUAUUUUGCCCUCCAGAGGCCGUCAGAAUCGACAUGCUGCCGCUCUCCUUCGCGCCAGGCUCCCGAGGUGCGGAGCUCGGCCGCAGGCUGAGCGCGUACGUGGACCAAUGCGGCGUAGACAAGGGCGCGCUUCUAAUUGGCGGGAAGAGAGAAAAGGACUUCACGCGACUGCUCAACGAAGUCCAGAACGCAAACCGCGGCUACGAGAUACUGGGGAAGGAGUGGUAUCCGCGGGUCCAUCAAGCCAUGCACCCCAACCUCAACUUGCAUGAUGUCCACCUGCUGGAAAACGCGGUGAUUUUCGACGUCGGCAUCCCGGAGCCCAAAGGCAAGCCAACCUUCAUCCCCGAGUAUACGACGGCCGCAGUGGGCUACAUACCCUCGAUGCCCACGGAAUGGACUGCUACCAGUACCGAAGACCUUCUGGCUCUGGCUGAUGAGGCUCAGCAUCUGUACGAGGCCGCUAAAAACGCCACUCCCGAUAGCAGCAAUGCCUCCUCCACGCCAGUAUCGAGUAUUAAUAACAACGGCCUCCCUUCGUUCGCGAGCCUACUCGGGGCCCUUCACGGUGAUGUUGACGUUCCAGACCACGAUCCAAGCUUUGCAACAACGACAUCUGAGCCGGUCUCACAACCAGACACACCAGGUAGCGCGAAGACGGUUGCAGAGAUAACAUCGGAACUGUUGGCAGAAGACCAAGCACUCAUCGAGAUGAUGUCGACGCUAGAGGACCCGGCCUUGGCCAUGGACUCGCCCGCGUAUGUGGCAUACCAGCAGAUGAUGGAGCACUACAGCGAAACAGCAACCGAAGGCUCGAUCCCCAGCUCUGAAGAUGGUCCUGAACCGAUGGAAGGCGUGGAGCAGCCCUCAACCGACACUGCUGCUGAGCCAUUGCAGGGGAAACUUCCGAGCAUUCAUGAAGCUUUGAGUUCUGCGGAGACCGGGGGCACUGCGCCGGGGGCAUGGAAGGACAAGCUGCCCAAAGUUUCCAAGUUGGACAAGCUUGUAUCAUUGCAAAAGUCACAGGCAGACGCCAAGCAAGCGUUCAAAGCCGCCAAAAAGUCAGAAGCUUCUAUAAAGGCAUCCAAAGAGGCCUCUCAAAGGCGGGCCGCGAAAGCGAAAGCUGAGCGAGAUGCUCGGAAGCAAGAGCUGAUAGCAGUGUUGGCUCGUUCGCUCGCAAGAGUCUACGACGAGUACGAGCAACACCAGUUCGACAGCGCCCUAGCUGCUGGGCAACCGCCGCCGAUCAAGAGGUUGAAGCUGGCCUCCCCUACUAGUACAAUUACUCCGCCUCCUGUCACAGACGCGCCGAUCCCGGGGCCUCUGCCGAUGAACGUAAUUCAUUUGUCGGCAAUGAUGCACCGGCAUGACGUGGACGCAAGGCACUAUGAAGUUCCUCAGCCUUACACUCACGGCGGCGAUCCUGAAGACGAGGACGAUGACGAGACUAUCAACGAUGAGGCGCAGGGGCUCUCCGAAAAGACCAUAUUCCUCACUCGGACGACGUGUCGAAAGUGCUUCAAGCACACAGCAGGAGGACCAACGCGUUUCUUCUCCCUCCCGGAAUACAUCUGCUGGAAGAACACCAAGAGUGUACCCGAUGGCUGCCCCAUUUGCCACAAGGUCUUAUUCAGAAAAGGCCUGGAUUCUUUGGACCCGCACGGUGCAGCCAUGGCGGUCGACCCCUACUGACAACUCGGGGGCUGUACAAGAUUGAUGUAUGCAUUUCUAGGUCUGCGAUAGGAUGCAUGGCGUUUUGGAGCACUUCCGGCAGCAUGAAGAGAUGGUGCUUUUGACAGUAUUUUAGCCUAGGAUGGAUGAGGGGCAGUCUAGAAACGGGGCUAUUCAUUAGGAUCACAGCCUUUCCCUACACGCUUAACGCAUGCUUUUCCAAAGGGGUCUCAUCGAAUGCAGCUCAAGUGUGAGGAGUUGUGUUCUACUGAUUAGUGGGUUAGAUUCGGCCGCACGGCUAGCAGCCCGCGUUAUCAACAGCAGUCUAUUGCCGCUGGCAUUUCGUUACAUUCAAUUCAAUUGCUCCGACUCCUCUAUAUGC
This is a messenger RNA of Trematosphaeria pertusa, 2417 nucleotides long. RefSeq lists its product as uncharacterized. Lineage: Eukaryota; Fungi; Ascomycota; Dothideomycetes; Pleosporales; Trematosphaeriaceae. The record is from RefSeq and is a predicted model, not a curated record. Bases 119 to 2056 code for a protein of 645 amino acids. The transcript is spliced from 2 exons.